Molecule: messenger RNA, 6742 nt
Organism: Acipenser ruthenus (sterlet)
Lineage: Eukaryota; Metazoa; Chordata; Actinopteri; Acipenseriformes; Acipenseridae
Product: polyamine-modulated factor 1-binding protein 1-like
Exons: 25
Coding region: 1828-5037 (1069 amino acids)
Biological process (GO): spermatogenesis
Source: RefSeq, a predicted model, not a curated record
CAGAAGGCCAGGCCUUGCUGCAAGCGGAGCUAGACAGCCUGAGAAUCAAACUGAGUGCCGCCACCAAGGAGGCCUGAGAGAAGAACUCUCAACUCCAGCGGCUACAUGAAGAGCAUCAAGCACAAGGGAGCCAGAGAGAGCGAGAGUGACUGUGCUGGAGAGCCAGCUGGACCAGCAACAUGAGGAGCUGCACAGCGCCACCCUCGGGUGUGUGCAGCAUGAGCAAGCAGUGACAGAGCUGCGGGAGGACAGACAGAGGCUGGAACAGCUGUGUGGAGAGCUGGAGGGGGAGGCUGGGCAACUGCAGGCACAGCUGGAUCAGCAAGCCAGAAAUCCCAUGAUAAAUGAGAAACCAAUCUCAUUUUAAAUGGGAAACCAGGAUUUUCUGUACACAACCUAGUAUCUGUGAGUCUUGAAGUCUGAUUUGGUGUCUCUGAUGGUAUCUGGUUUUGGCGAGUAUACUGUAUGAACCUGAUGAUUUUAUGUUUUUGUUUUUACUGCAGUUAAAGCAGAGAAGAGUGAUUGAGAAGUUGACGAAGUAACAGAAGAGCCUGCAGGACAAAGUUAAAGCUUCCGAACACAAGGUGUUUGUCAAGCUCCUAUUGAUUUUGUGCUGUGCACUGUUUGAAAGCUGUCCCUGCGGAUCUGUUGCUGUGGUUGAGAACUUAUUUUUGGUAGCAGUGGUGGGAUGUCUACCCCCCCAGGGGAUUUGAAAGUAGGAGAGUCUGUAAUACAGGGGUCGAUAGGGAGAGGGAAAUGUAACAACUAAUAUAUGGAACUCCUACCAGCUUGGAUAAAAUCAGGCGCUUGAGGGUCAUGAGUUUAAAUCUCUCUUGCAAGUAGUGGACCUCUUACAGAUGACUAAACAGAUGUUUUAGUGGAUUGAGUAACGCCUGUGUUAUUUCCAUUUAUUGGCAACAUUCAUCAAAUGUUCCACAGGUUCUAUAUAUGUAUUUUAAAUUUGACGCAUUUUGCCAACAACGGCAUUCUCAGAGUGUGUGGACCUAUGUCUGAAAAGGGAAAGGCUGUUUCUGCUCUAUGUGCAGUUGUUCUGGGAAGGUGACGCUACUGCAGAGGCAGCUGGACACAGCGGGCCGGGCCCAAGAGGAGGAGAGCAGCGAGCGGUACUGGGAACUGUGGGAGUGGAAGGAGCGACAAAGGGAGGCCAACCAGGAGUUAGCCCUCCGAGACGAGGCGCUGGGAGAGCUGCGAGCUGAGCUAGCAGAGACCCAGCGCGCUCGGGGCACCGCUGAGAGGAGAGCAUGGCUUCAGGAGGACACAGCCAGGAGCCUGGAGGCUGAGAGCAAGAGCCUGCAGGCCAAACUGGGAGAGCUACAGGCCAAGGUGGCUCGCACCACAUAAAACACAGACCUGCCCAGAGAACCCCCACAGACUAAAGAACCAGAAUUUCAAUUGUGCCUCAAACCUGCUUGGCCAAGGGGUUAUUGAUUGGUCAUUAGGCAGUAGGGACCAUUAAUGUGACCAAGAGGUUAGACAAUGUAUUCUGAGUUUCCACCCACCGUGCUCUUGAUCCCUGCUCCCUUAGCUGUCUCAGAGAGAGGAGAGUCUGACUGCCUCAGGUCUGGAAUCAAGCUCACUGAGAGGGAGGCUGCAAACUCAGCUUCACGAGAUAGAGGCUCUCCGGAAUCAACUGCACAGCUCCCAGGAUGCACUGCAGCAUGUCACCAAGGAGAGAGGUAGACGAGCAGCUGGUGCAGGAGGAGCAGAGCACUGCCAGAGUGAAGGCAGAGCUGUGUGAAGCAGGAGAGGAGCAAGACAGGCUGUCAAAGCGGAUAUCACAACAGACUGCAGAGAAACAGAGGCUGCAUGCAGAACUGGAGGUGCUCACUGAGAAACACAGGGCUGCACAGCAGCAGCAGGAGGGACCAGACAGUUUUGAAACUCACAACAGAACUGAAAACAGUCAAGGAGAAGUUGACGGCAUCACAAGAUGAGCUGGGAGUGCAGGUUUCGGAGGUGCAGAGUCUGACAGGGAAGCUGAGAGCAUUGCAGAGUGAUCUCAGGAGCCUACAGGAUAUCCUGAGUGAGAGAGAGACAGCCAUGAGCGAGCAGAGAGUAACCCAUGUUCAACAAGAGAGGCAACUCCUGAUUCAGCAGACCGAGUGCCAGGAGGGGGCGCUGUCUCAGCUGUGCAGUGAGCUGCGGUGCUGCCAGUCUCAGCGGGAGGAGGAGGUCCAGCUGCUGGAAGCGGAGGUGUCUCGUCUGCAGGCCGAGUUGGACUUGUGUAGUCAAGAGCAGCAAGACACAAUGACCCGACUGCAGCAGUACCGGGCCACUGUGGAGAUGCUCAGCUCUGACCUGGAGGUGGCCCAUCGGCUGCAGCUGGAGGUGGGGGAGGAGGUGGCGCAGUGUGAGUCCCGCUUGCGUGCUCAGGAUUUGGAGGUGGUGCGGCUGCGUGGCAGCCUGCAGGAGGCGGAGUCUCAGUGCGCAGCGGCUGAGGCGCACGGUCAAUCCCUCUCAGAUUCGCUGGAUGUUUACAAGCAGAAGUACCAGGCGUGUCUGAGCAAGGUGUCCUCACUGGAGAGUGGGCUGCAGAGCAGGGAGGUGGAGCUGCGGGAGGCCAGCGCACAGGUGUCAGAGGCUGACAAUGAGAUUCUGCGGCUACGCGCCGAGGCCGUGGUCUUGCAGAGGGAUAUGGAGUCACGCUCUGUCCAGCUGGAGAGUGGUGAUGAGGCCAUCGAGACAUUGAGCCAGGAGCUGAGAGAGACGCAGAGUGAGCUGGAGAGCAGCCGGAAACACGCAAGAGAGUGCGAGGAAGUGAUCUCUACACUGAGAGAAAGGACUGCGGCGCUGCACGCACGGGCAGAGGAGCAGGAGGAAGCCGCAGUGAAGGUCCAGGCUGAUUUCUCAGUGUACCGUGCAACACACACACGCUCUGACUCCGAGUACGACACACAGCUUUCACACAUCGAGCAGCUCAACCAGGAGCUGUCCUGCGCGCUGGAGCAGUGCAGUGAGCGUGCUCAGCAGGUGUCUGAUUACCAGGGACUGGUCCAGGAGCUGAAGGAAGAGGUCAGCAGGGUCUCUGAGCAGAGGACCAGCAGCAUGAGAGAGGUGCUCAGGCUGGAGGAGGUUGUGAGGCAGCUACAGGGAGAGGUGGGAGGCGAGGCUCAGAGGAGGCAGGGGGAGGUGAUGGUGCUGGAGCAUCAAGUCUCGAGACUAGAAGACGACCUCAGGGAGGCACAAAGACUGUGUGCUCAGAAAGAGCAGGCUAUCCAGAAGGGACACGACCUCUUGAGGAAGUCUGAGACGAACUUACUGGAGGCUCGUGAUGCAGUCCGAGAGAAGGCAGUGGAGGCUGAGAGGCAGGCGACGGCGGCACGCAGCCUCGAGUCAGAUGUGCAGAGAUUGCAGCGCGAGACCCGAAAGAAAGAGAACGGGAGCGCCGCCCUACAGGCCGAACUGCAUCAGAUCAAAGAAGAGCUAAAGGAGGCACAAGCGCAGUACCGGGAGACAGCCCAGGAGCUGGCCCAGCAUGAGGAGAAGGUGGUCCUGGUGGAGGGUGGCCAGCAGAGGGCGCAGGAGCAGUUGGGGGAGCGCGUGGCGGAGGUGGUGCGUCUGGAGCAGGGGGAGCGGAGACUGCAGUCCGAGCUGCGCGGGCUCUGGGAGCGAGUCGCCAGUGCAGACCAGGAGAUUGAAGGAUCCAGGAGUCUGAUUGAGAAGCUCAAGGCCGAGGUCACUCAGAGCAAGCAGAGCCACCAGAGCGCACUGCAGGAGGGGCUGAGGCACCAGCAGGAGGCGCAGCGCUACGAGAUGGAGCUUGGCAGCAGCAAGGAGCAGAUCAGAACCUUGCAGCUCCAGCUGCAGGAGCAGGCAGAGAUGAGCCGUCGUCUUCGGACAGAGUUGAGCCAGGAGCAGGCUCAGCAACAGGACCAGCAGAAGCGCCUGGAGAGCGGGCGAGAGCGAGUGAACGGGCUGGAGAGAGAGAACGAGGUGCUCCGAGCCAGGCUGCACUCCACAGAGCAGCUGCUAAAGAAUAAGGAGAAGCAGAUCUCCAGUUUACAGGACAGUGUUUCCGAGCUCCACAGCGCCUCCCAGCAGCUGCGAGAGGAACAUGCUGCUUGCCAGUCACAGCUACAGCUUUCGAAGAGAGACCUGGAGGAGGCACAGAGUCAGAGCAAGAGGCACUGUGAAGAGGUGAGGCGAGGAGAGAUGUUGAGACAGGAGCUCACGGAAGAGCUGAGCGAGCGGAGUCGGGAGGUGGCGAGCCUGCGCAAUAAGCUUGUCCGUUCCCAGCAGCGCAGUGCUCAGCUCGAGCAGGAGAACGCUGCAUACGAGGAGCGAAUGAGGCGUCUCAAUGGGGAGCUGAAGAGACUGCAGAGCCUGAGCCAACACACACACGAUGAGGCCCAAGCAUACGAGAGCAAGCUGUCGGAGCUCAGUGCCCAGCUAGCAGUCAUGCAGAGGAGGGGGCAGGAGCAGCUGGCAGCGCUGGAGUCGAGAGACGAGGAGACAGUGAUUCUCAAAGUGGAACUGGCAUCCCUCAGGGAGAAAUACCACACCUCAGUCCAGGAGGGAGAUGUCUUACACUCAGAGCUGAACAUGUUAAAGCACAAGUACAUGACUACCGCCAAUGAGGUGGAGGUGCUGCAGUGCUCUCUGGGUGCAGCACGCUCGGACAGCUCCCGUCUUCAUCAGGAGAGCGAGCUGGUUGUGUCUAAUGUCAACCAGUGGGUGAAGGAGCAGAAGCAAGGCAAUGAGAAACUGGGGACAAAGAUAAAGGAGCAAAACAAACAGAUAGUCCACCUGACAGCUGAAAAGGACCACCUAACAGAGAUGAUUGACAACCUGCAGAGAGAGAACAAGAAGCUCAAGACAGAGCUGGAUGAGCAGAGGAUCGAGAUUGAGAGGGUUCGAGCUCUCCAUGCAAGCCAAUCAGAACACCUUGCUGUCAUGACGCGACUACGCAGCCAGCUGCAUAACCCGGAACCUCUAUCCUCUGCAAGUCCAGCCCUAAACAACAGUUGGAACCUAAAGAAGAAGAGGCAUCUUACUGCCAACCUAAACUGCAGUUAGACAAUCCAAGAGAGGCAGUUGAGAACUGGACAUCCAGGCUUCGGCCCAGCCUAGGCCACAUUGGUCACAAGACUCCACUAUACAAAGGACUUGCCAAGCACUGAGACCCUCAGACCUCACAGCCUCCAGAAGUUUAAAACCUGCAAUGAGAUAUACUGGCUGAGUGCAGGACCUCACAUCUCACCUGCAGAAUACGAAACAAUACUGGACAAAGGGUCAAAGACCUCAACAGAAUACCACCCGAUGCAGGAUCCCAGUGGGGACACAAAACUCAUGUCUUGCAUGCUGUUUAAUGCCUUGAGAUGUGCUGACUGCUAAGGAUUCUUACUACCAUGACUCCUUUGCACCGACACAGGAAAGAAUUAGACGACUCUGCCAAAGCUUGACUGUUGUUUAUGCACCUUGAAAGUCUAGUUGUAUUUUGAAAUCUCUUUACUUCUCUAGGAGUGCUAUAUAAACUUGUUUUACUCAUAAGUGGUGGUCUAACUAUAAAGAAAACAGAUGAUAGAUUUUUAAUGUUUCUUAAAAAAUAAAAAAAUAAAAAUAAAAAGUCCCUUGUAGGCUGGUAUAUAAUCUUUCAAAUGAACAUUGUGUUCUAAACAUCGUACUAAACGAUACAAGCUGUUAUUGCAAUUAAAAACAAACAGAUUUAUGUUACAAGAUAACUUUUUUUUUUUUAAAUUUGAACCUAUACUCCACCAGUAAAAGCCACAGCUAGAUUUUGUUACAGCAUUUUACACACCAGGAAAUCGACCUGGAUUGUAUUUACUGUGCCAUCUACAGUAAUCAUUGGAUAACCAUGGAUAGGUGGAUUAUGCAAUCUUGGGUGAAUACCCAGUGCAGUAAGAAAAAGAAAAAAAAAAAUCCAGCUACGAUUUAUCCUGAAGGCACACAUCUUGGUCUUUAAAUUAACCUUCCGGAUUGUUUGUUACUUGCAGUUUGCACAAAAGUCAGACCCCAAAUCCCUUUAGAAAAAGGAUCAAAGUCAGAGGAAAUACUCGUUUCAAUACUGUAAAGCACCUAAAGCAAAACCAUCAUGAUGUAGGACUGUAGAUUUCUGGUCAAUUUUAAUAGGAUUAUGGCUUGAAAAUAUAUAGAAAUUAGCAGAGGCAGUUAUAACACGACUGUUUGCCUCUCAUUUAAUACAGUUGCUUGGUUUUGAACAAAUAACAGUCAAAUCAAUUGGCAACGCCUUGGGCUCUCACCUUUCACACCCAGUAGUUUUGUACAGGUUCGCUAUACCAUGCAUUAGUUACAGUGGUUUUAAAGGGACACCCAGAUGCAGGGGGACACACUGAAAGUAUUAGAAUUAGACACCUCUAGUGGUAAAGGGAUGUUAGCAAAACACAGCACAAUGUGUUCAAUAAGAAUGGUAACGCUGAUUACUUCAAUACCUGUAGACGGUUUCCUUUAGCAGCUACUACGUGACUUGGGUGUAGAUGUCCAAGCCAUGGAUAGUGGCAGUCCCAGCUUUCUCCAAUGUGUCUGCUGUAAGGAAACUGUAAAGUAAUGUGAUUUGCAGUAAUAUACUGAUAGAGCACACUGGAUUAGCUUGUUUGAAAGGAAAUGUCUUUUGCAUCCAAUUAGGUACCCCAUGGAAAGUCUUUAAUUUUUUUUUUUAGUCUUUAAGUGAGUCUGAUUGUAUAUUUGUGUUUGUUUUUUUUUUAAGAAAUUGUAAAUAUAAUUAUUUUAAAGAAUAAUGUGA